Molecule: messenger RNA, 725 nt
Organism: Prinia subflava (tawny-flanked prinia)
Lineage: Eukaryota; Metazoa; Chordata; Aves; Passeriformes; Cisticolidae
Gene: FAM162A
Product: family with sequence similarity 162 member A
Exons: 5
Coding region: 145-585 (146 amino acids)
Biological process (GO): positive regulation of release of cytochrome c from mitochondria; cellular response to hypoxia; neuron apoptotic process
Cellular component (GO): mitochondrion
Source: RefSeq, a predicted model, not a curated record
UGGGAGAGCUCCGUCCGCCCCACCGGAGGCGGUGCCGGCCCCGGCGGCCCCGAGAGCCCCGCGGCGCGGCUCCCUCCAAUCGCGGGCCCGGGGCGGGGCCCAGCGGUGACAUUGAGCAGCGCCCAGCGGGCCCGAGGCAGCGCCAUGUGGGGCCGCGCCGAUAGGGCUAUUAAACUGCUGGGAAGAAAUAUUCCCUCAGUUCUGAGACUGACUGAGGGAGUGGACCUGAAGAUAAGCAGAAGGCUGUGCAUUAAACCCCAGCAAGACCUUCAGCCAAAGGGUCGAUCUGCUUCGGGGGUGCCUGGGUACAAGCCCACAGAGUGGGACAGGAGGUUUCUGUUGUGGGCAGGUCACUUCAAAAAGCCAGAGGAUAUACCAGAGACUGUCUCGCUUGACACGGUGAGAGCAGCAAAGACCACGCUGCGUGUGAAGUUCAGCUAUGUCAUGAUUGCCUUGACAAUAGUGGGAUGCAUCAUCAUGGUGAUCAGAGGGAAGGAGGCCAUGAAAAGACAUGAAUCUCUUACGAAAAUAAACUUGGAGAAGAAAGCCCAGUGGAAAGCAGAAGGUGCAUCUGCUAAACCGUAGAGGAGGAAAUGAAGAGAUCAGGGAUUGAGGUGGAAAAGCAAAGGAGAUCAUCACAGCUUUUCUGUAUGUUAGUUCUGUCCACUCACGUUCAAGAAAGAAUGAAUAUGUUUUCCUGUUAUCAAUAAAACCAGAAAUGCCUA